AUGGCUAUUAUAUUUGGAUACGAAAUUGAUGUGGAUGGUAGUGGCGCUCGAGUUGUUCCUCCUCCACUUUUGGGCCAGACAAUCACAGUUUCCAGUACAGAAAACACCAAUCGAUGGGUAUUUUAUGGCACACGACCAGAUAUAAUGGACUGGAUGUCGCACCACGGCAAUAUAAAGCUGGAGAACUCGCUAUUUGCAACAGGUCGGCCUGUAACAUUCCGCACACAUACAGAGAUUGUGAUUGAUUUACUGGCUUACAGUGAUCCGGAGCAAUCCACAUUUGACUAUCUCAAGUCCUUUGUAGCGACUGAUUUCGAGCAUGAGAAGGUCAAGGUGGAGAUUCGACCCAGAGUAGAGAGUAAGGAUCAGAUGAUACCGACAUUGGGUCGGGUGAUUGUGGCCAGCGGGGUCUACCUUGGUGAUGUGUUGGACGAAUUGAAGCAAGCAUGGUAUACGGAUCGUACCUUUAUUGAGAAAGCAAAGGAUCUUUUGAAUGACGCACCUGGUCCUGUUCACAUAGCUAGCACAGACGCCCCAAUGAAUGUCCAAGUGAAUCCUCAAUAA
Molecule: messenger RNA, 564 nt
Organism: Mucor velutinosus
Lineage: Eukaryota; Fungi; Mucoromycota; Mucoromycetes; Mucorales; Mucoraceae
Exons: 2
Coding region: 1-564 (187 amino acids)
Source: RefSeq, a predicted model, not a curated record